Molecule: messenger RNA, 4103 nt
Organism: Mastomys coucha (southern multimammate mouse)
Lineage: Eukaryota; Metazoa; Chordata; Mammalia; Rodentia; Muridae
Gene: CUNH1orf159
Product: chromosome unknown C1orf159 homolog
Exons: 10
Coding region: 781-1380 (199 amino acids)
Source: RefSeq, a predicted model, not a curated record
CCCACUUGGGAGGAACCGGAGUGCAGCUCUCUGAGCAGACACGCCAAAGAUAUAUUAGAAAGCCCAGAUUUUUACAAAAGAAUCAAUUUGAACUUUGUGCUUACUUUGAAAUGGGGCUAGCCAUACGUUCUGGGUGAAUUUGAAAACCAUUUACCCCACUUCAAUCACGAACUAUGGCCCGUUAAAUAUUUCCAUGGCUACCGUAGCCUUGACUGGCAGGUCUGCAUUCUUUUGUGAUCCUCUGGAAGCGAGGCGGACGUUACUCUUCAUACCCGACUUGCCUAGAACCAAGUCAAACACUGGUGGCCUACCACCUAACAAGGACUACGAUGAUUGGCCGCCGCUAGGAAUAUUGGGGAAUGUAGUCGUUUCCUUCCCACUCUACUCUUCCCCUUCCCCUCCCUAGGUUCAAGCUCUCUUGGACUACAUUUCCCAAUCAGAGCUCCGAAUGCAAACCCGCUACCAGGAGAGAAUCCUGGACAAACACACUUGGGCGAGGGGGCCGUUAGGAGUUGUAGUUUUUUUUGCUUAAAGCAGCCCUCGCCAACGCCUGGGCCGGGGAGAACCAAAGACUACAAGUCCCAUGGGGCGCUUACAAGGCGUUUGCUAGGCGGCCGGUACGAAAGAGGAACUCGCCUGGUGUGUGAAUUCCUCUAUCUAGGAAGCUCAGACUACUAUUUUUCCAGAACUGGAAAUGCCCAGCUUGCCUGCUAUUUCAAUGCUUCGGGGCCUCUGCUAAGUAAAAUGUCUUCAUAGAGAUCUCCUUGUCAGCUCCCCAGCAUGGUUCUGCAGUAUCUCAUGCUCCUGACUGGCCUUCUGAUAGGAUGCAUGAGCAAGUCCACAGAAAGUAAGGCCCAGCAACCUGAGUGUUGUGUGGAUGUGGUAGACUUCAAUGCUACCUGUCUAGGUACAGGUCUAUGUGGCCCAGGUUGCUACAGGCACUGGAAUGCAGAUGGAAGUGCUAGCUGUGUCUGGUGUUGGAAUGGGACCCUCCCAACAUACAAUGGCUCUGAGUGCAGAAUUCUCACUGGCGGGGGCAUGCAGUUUCCCAUGAACAGAAGCACAGGGACACCUGGACAGCCACAUUUUGGAGGUCCUCAUGUGGCAGCUUCCCUCUUCCUGGGGACACUCUUCAUCAGCACAGGCCUCAUCCUCUCUGUGGCUGGAUUCUUCUACCUCAAGCGCUCCAGUAAGCUUCCUGAAGUUUUCUACAGGAGAGACAGAGCCCCUGUCCUGCAGCCUGGUGAAACAGCUGCAAUGGUCCCUCUGCCACAGUCUUCAGUGAGGAAGCCAAGAUACAUCAGGCGUGAGCAGCACCCAGACAAGAAUAGGGAUCCUUCUGCCUUCUCCACAGUGGAGGCCCACAUCAGCAACGUCUGAUCUAGAGGUCAACUGAGACUUCACAAUACAGCAGUGGAGACCCAAGACUCCCCUCCAGUGAGCUCACUAUACAAAGGGCCUGGGGCUUAAGAUAUGCCAGAAUUGACUCCCAAUGGCAGACAGGACACGUACAAAUGCUAGGGGGAUGCUAACCUCCAUGCCAUGAGAUCUUCACUGUGUGGUUUAACAGGAGUAACCAACCAUCUGUGAGACCUGAGGACUCAAGAGCAAGUCAUGUGGGGUCUGUGCCCCUUAGGAGUAACAGCAUCUAUAACAGCUAUAACACAGGCCUGAUCCAAAUGAUCAAAACUUCUGGAGCCUAUCCAUUGGAGCCCAUAGUAGACAGGACUCUCUCCAUCACCACCGAGCUAAGAAGAGUGAAACCAAAGUUUCAGCAGUGGAGAAAACACAACCUGGAAACUGGUAUCAGAGUUAGGUUGCUCUAGUGUCAGCCUGCUAAUUUAGCUGCUUACCUCUCAAGGCACAUAUUUCUCAAAGUUGCAGAAUUGAGUGUUCUCAGUUUUCUGAUUCCAGAAGCCAGCAGAACCUUAUCUCCCAGGGACAGACUUCCAUCCAGCUACCUUUCAGGCUGGGCACUCAAAGUAAAAUGUUUACCUAUGGGGCCUCUAUCUCUGAACACUUCAGGUCACUUGUCCCAUUGGGCUUGUGAGGUCAUGCUGGUCAGCAGUCCUGUCUUUGCUCUUCCAAGACUCCAGAAGCUAUGUCUGUGAGCUUCUAGUAUGGCUGGUGGCACUGGCCAUGUGCUUCUGUAGAAGAAGGUGCCCUGAUUACCAGUGCCACCCUCUGUGUAUGAUCCAAAGGUGUCUAGCAUCUUCUUUGGCAUCAGGAACUCAUCUGAUGUUACUCAGUGUUAUGAGCUUGCUUCUCCAGACUUGAACCAGUAUCUCAGGUAGCAGGAACAAUUCAAAGUUGGACCAAUUAAAUUAGACUAGAUCUUCUUUCCUCUAGCUUUAUUUUCCCAAGGGUCAUCUAUUCAGUGUGUGGGGGCUAACUACCCCAUUGCCAUGUACAGGGGACAAGUAGGGAGGGGAAGAUGGACAUCUCAGCAGAAUUCAGAACCUACUGUUGUCUGGUGGGACUGGCAGUACAGCACAACACAUCCCCUCAUGUUUCUUUGUCCAGAACCUGUCCCACAUGUAGCCCCUCCCAUUUCAGGAUACUGUCUUGCAUGAAGAGAUGAUCCAGCACCUUAGGAUUUGAGGUAGAAAGUACCUCAAGCAUGGCAUGGUUCUUCAGAUAAAGACUACAUGCAUCAUUAGGCUUUGAGGGGGCCACUGACAGUUUAUGGAUCUAACUCACCCUUGGGGAAAGCAGAACCCUCUACCUGGCCACCUGAGUCCAUCUUAGUGGUCCCACUCAAAGCCCAUGUGUAGAUGUUUGUCUGCUGACUAGAGGUAGAACUGAGUAAAGGGUGCCAAAUGAGAGCAUAGGGAUUCUAGAAGUCCUGCCUGGUAGUUUGAAAAAGAAUGCCUACCCAGUGCCCCCUAGGCUUAUAUACUUGAAUUGCUUAGUCAUCAGGAAUUAGGAGGUGUGGCUUUAUUGGAGGAAGUGUGUCUCUAGGGAUGGGCAUUGGGUCUCAAAAGCUCAAGCCAGGCCCAGUGGCUUUCUUUUCCUGCUACCUGUGGAUUUGGAUAUAGAACUCUCAGUUCCUCCUCCAGUACCAUGUCUGCCUAUGUGCUACCAUGCUUCCUGCCAUUCUGAUAAUGGACUAAACCUCUGAAACAGUAAACAAGCCCCAAUUAAAUACUUUCUUUUAUAAGAGUUGCUGAGGUCAUGAUGUCUCUUCACAGCAAUAGAACACUUAUUAAGAAAGACACUGCCCUUACUUUAUAACUUGUAUAGAUUUCCCUGUGCACUGGUUAAAGGGCUGUGGCCAGAGACAUCUGUUGAAACCUCAAAUGAGUUUAUUGGCUGUGGCAUCCAAAAAAGAUCCCUUUGUCCCUGGCCAUAUGUCAGAAAAGUGCUGGAGAGGUUAAGAUGUAGGUUUCCAGGCCCGGAUCCUUUGUUCUGAGACCAGUGACCUUGCCCUGAGGACAGGAUGUGGAGUAAUAUAAGCUACAGGAUAAAAUCUGACCCAACAUCCUUUUGUUCAGCAGCUUGACACUCUAGGGCUUACAGUAGCAUUGGAUGCCCUAAAGUUUAGGGUUCCCCAGGAUGAUUUCUAAUGAAAAGUGGAAAGGGAUGUUGACAGCAAUAAGGAAAGGCAGCAUGAUAAAGUGACUGCCAGCCUGGCUCCCUGGGGUCACAGAUGAUUCCUCUCCCAGCUCAUCCUGAGUAACAUGUGCCCAGAAACUCCAAAGUGGAAACCCCAGGUUAUUUUAGCCACCUCCAUGUGUCACCCAUCCCCCACCCCUCCACUUUCUGGUCCUCAUACCUUCAUUCCUUUGUGCACUCACUGGUUUUUAUUGGGCAGCACUGGAAGUGUUCCAAAGCCAGCCCAAAAAAAGGAUCAACAAUAGCAUUAGGAGGUGGGCCAGACCAGGGACCAUGAGAGUGACAGGACAGGGGGUUGGGACUGCUUGGAAGCACAGGAAGAACUGACACAGAACAAACCCAUCAGGUGAUCAGUACUAAACAAGAGGCUUUCAUAUAGGUCUGGAGACCUUGUCCUCACUGCUGGGUGCAUAAGGAUACCUUUGGUUGGGCCACCUUAUGUCCAAACAGUAUGAGACCUUAUGUCAGGUCUAUAUCCAGCCCCAAAA